Molecule: messenger RNA, 846 nt
Organism: Aspergillus calidoustus
Lineage: Eukaryota; Fungi; Ascomycota; Eurotiomycetes; Eurotiales; Aspergillaceae
Source: the annotation of a GenBank genome assembly
AUGGGCAUCGCAUCCCCUCCCACCGCACCAGCAGCGCUCACGCUCACACUCGCACUCACUGUCCUAACAACCGCGCAAACAUGCUACAACCCCGACCGGACGAUAUCCUCCAGUGCAGUCCCCUGCAGCAGUGACGACGACACAUUCUGCUGCGGUAGCGACGCAAUCUGUCUGUCGAGUGGCUACUGUCUCAGCGUGACGGCGCAGCCCUACAGUUUAUACCGCGGGUCCUGUACGGAUUCGGGCUGGGGGGAUUUUUGUGCUUAUUAUUGUGUAAACUUUCUCACGGGCACAAACGCCCCGAUAACAAGCGUUGGCACAAACGACGACGGCCGCGCGAUCUACUGCUGCGGGUACCAGAGCGCAAAUCAAACAAUGGACGAAUGCGCGAAUGGAGACGCGCCGUUUGUCCUCGAGGACGGGGAGAUGGUCUUUGGGCGGGCGGCGCUGGCGGAGGCGAGUGAAGAUUCGUCCUCUUCGUCGACGACGUCAACGUCUCCAACUGCUACAGGAACCGACGCAAGUACCGAGCCCUCAACGUGCAGCAACAAUGAUGUCGCAAUCGGCGCGGGUGUCGGUGUCCCGCUGGGUGUGUUGGCUCUAUCGGCUGUAGCAUGGGCGCUCCUUGAGCGGCGGAGGCGGGUGAAGACCGUCACUGGUGUUGGGAUUGGAUCGGGGGCUGAGCGUGGACAUGCGCAUGUGCUAGAGGUGUUUGUCCCGCCGCAGCGGAAGGCUGGGCCGACGGAGUUGGAUCAACAGACUGCUUCGAGUAGUCCGGAUACACUUAUUCAUGGGAGGGAGGUUGUUGAACUGAUGGGGUCUGAGAGGGGGACGACUUCGACGUGA